This is a messenger RNA of Musca domestica (house fly), 1244 nucleotides long. Its product is annotated as phospholipase A1-like. Gene Ontology annotation, biological process: lipid metabolic process. The record is from RefSeq and is a predicted model, not a curated record. Gene Ontology annotation, molecular function: lipase activity. NCBI's taxonomy places the organism in Eukaryota, Metazoa, Arthropoda, Insecta, Diptera, Muscidae. The coding region runs from base 84 to 1154 and encodes 356 amino acids. The transcript has 2 exons.
AAACACCUUUAAUCGAUAAAAAUGUAAAUACAUGUAAAUUAGAAGUCAAUUUACAAACUAUAAAAACUUCGUGCAGGAAUGAAAUGGUUUCACAGUCAAAUAUGGAACGUCUUGGAUUUUUGGCUAUUUGUAUUUUAAGCGUUUCAGCCAAUCAACCCUUCGACAACAAUGAAUCUCAAAUUCAUGGGCAAAAUGGUUGGUAUGUACCCCGAGUGGAUGGAACUGUUUCCUGGAUGGACAGAAAUAUGGCAGACAAGUUUCUAGAUUCAAUGGAAGUGAUUGAAGAUAUUGAACUUUUAACUUCGCCAGUUACCUUCCACUUGUACACCCGCUUAAAUCCCACACUUGGGACCAUAAUAACGCAUACCAGGGAAUCAAUAGAGAUUUCAAAUUUUGAUGCCAAUAAAACCACUUAUGUCAUUAUACACGGUUGGACGCAAAGUUAUCAGACGGAUGUUAUUCGAAAUUUGGCCUCAGCUACCUUGGGUACAUUUGAUUGCAAUGCCAUCGUAAUUGAUUGGCCUCGAGCACGUUCGCUGAUUUAUGAAACGUCGGUAGCUGCAGUUCCAAUUGUUGGCAGAGAGGUAGCCAAAAUGAUCGAUUUUCUAAGUGAUAACUUUCAGAUGUCAUUCGACAAUUUAAUGGUUGCCGGUCAUAGUUUGGGUGCUCAUGUUGCUGGUUUUUCUGGUAAGAAUGUAAAAAGUGGUAGACUGCCGAAGAUUAUAGCCAUGGAUGCAGCUUUGCCCCUCUACAGCUAUGACAAGCCACAAAAACGUUUAGCUUCCACCGAUGCCGAUUAUGUUCAAGCCAUUCACACGGAUGCGGGCCAUUAUGGUUUUGUACGACCCCUUGGGCAUGCUGACUUUUAUCCCAACGGCGGAACCCGUCAACCCGAUUGUAACAGUCUAAAUAUUGGUCCUUGUUCACAUGAACAUUCAGUGAUUUACUAUACCGAAGCUAUUGAGUUUGACAAUUUCCGCAGUAUCGAAUGUGAAAACUAUCAACAAGCUUUAAAGAAUGAUUGUGGCAAUGUUGUGUCAGCGGUGCGUAUGGGUGCAGUCUAUCCAGAGGAGGAGGUUAAUGGUAUCUAUUAUGUUCCAGUUCGAAAUAGUCCACCGUAUGGCGUGCUAAAUGAUACAGAAAGCGAGUAUUAGACAUUGAGGAGCAAUAGGUACUCCAAACGGAUUUUACUUUUCGUCGAUGAUUAAUAUUCACUCGAACUAUUUCCUUUGAAUAAUAGGAAA